Mytilus trossulus (common blue mussel) is the source of this 3872-nucleotide messenger RNA. RefSeq lists its product as uncharacterized. The record is from RefSeq and is a predicted model, not a curated record. NCBI's taxonomy places the organism in Eukaryota, Metazoa, Mollusca, Bivalvia, Mytilida, Mytilidae. The coding region runs from base 1126 to 2874 and encodes 582 amino acids. The transcript has 14 exons.
GUAAGGGUACCCAAAUUGCACCUAGUACCCAAAUUGCACCUAUUUAGCAAAAAUAGCAACGGAAAUCUUACAAGAUUUCCUAAAGACCAAACAAUUUGUAUUUUUAUUAUUUGAUACUAUGCACAUCUUUCAAAGUAGGUAAAACUAUUUAAAUAUGCACAGAACGUUCACAGUAUUUAUCAACAAAUGAAGUGUUUACUGAAAAAGCAAAAUGUACUGAAACGUCGCCAUGCGACGUCAUCAAAACGUCAUCUUUUUAAAAGGAGCAAAUACAAUAUGUUACAAGUAUCAAUUCUUAAAAAAUAAUAAUAGAAAGCAUGGACUAAUAUCCAAAUGUUCAAAAUAUUUAAAGAAAUUAAUCAAAUGCUCUGUUAUUAGACUUUUGACAAUGCAAAUUUAAGCAUGGAUGCAAUUUGGGUACUCCUCACUUCAGAAUAAUUGAUGGUUUGGAGGUCAGUUUAGACCAAUUUUUCUGAUUCCAUAUGGAUUAAAAAUCAAAUUGGUGUACCUAUAUAAUAAAGAAGGAUAGGGCUACAAAAUAAACACAUUAAGGACAUUUAUUUCUUGAUGAUAAAAAAACGUAGGUGAAAAAACUGUCAAAAUAGGUGCAAUUUGGGUACCGUCACGUUAUUGUCUAUUGUCAUUUGGCAUUUUUUUUUAACGGUUAUUAGUGAAGACAGGGGUACCAAGAUUCCCAGGGGAUUACAAGUAUCACCCUCAAAAUCUUCUAUUUGGAGAUAGAUUUGUACGCAUCUAUUUAUAUUUUAUCUGCGAAAGAAAAUACACUUGCUCAGUUGCUGAAGUGGCUCUCUUUCUCGUCCUUAAGAGCACACAUAACUUCUAAAACGUAAAAAAAAAAACAUGUGAAAGAAACAGAAACAAAAGAUCUCAGUGGACAAAUGGUGGAUCACUUAGGUGUCAGAAAGCAAAUUUAUAUAUACAUGUAGGAUCAGAAGAAGAGAAUGGCCAAUUUUUCUCCAGAAAUAUGCCAGGAUUUGGGAGCAACAUCAGUAACAGAUGAAGUACCAGUCCCUGAUGAUACUUUAAUAUUUAGUCAUUUAGAUGCAACUACUGUACAUCAUGGAAAUGCAAAGGUGAAAAAGACUGUAGGGUUAAGCAAAGAACAUGGUUACAGCAAGACACCAAAUAUCAGAAGAUCAACUGCUAGUAUCAGUGCAAAUGAAUGACAUAAGAGUGAGUGAUGUAUUUAUAAGGCAAAGAGCAAGAUCAUUGAUAAAUCAGGAAGUUAAAAAUGUGAGUACUAAAAGAAUUGGAGAACAAAGUCUGCUUCUAACCAGGAAAAAAAUGGAGCAUUUAUCAGAAGAUACCAGUAAAUUGUGUGAUUCCAUUAUAGAAGAAAUGAAAAACAGGACACCAUUUCUAUUGGAAAUAAUGCUUUCUGCAUUUGAUGAAAAACAUCUACAAGGGCAAAAAAGCAGAAUAACUGGAUCAUUGGCCAUAGUAUACAGCAUUCUUAUGUUUGCAAGAAAUGCAGAAAUGAGUGCAUUUCAAAGAAUGAUGACAGCAAUUUGUAUAAGGGGACGAGCAGAAGAUAUGCUUAUUACUAGAUUGAACAGAGUAGGUGUUACAUUGUCACCAACCAGUAAGCAGAGAUUGAUAAAAGAAGCAGGAGAAAUCAGCCAUAAAGCUCUGUGUGAUUAUUUAAAGGAAAAGCCACUGCUAAAAAUAACUGGGGACAAUCUGGACAUAUACAUUAAAAGUCGAUGUGUUUCAAUAGAUAAAGGAAAUACAGAUUUACAUUUAUUUGCCUCGAAUGCCUUAACUAGCAGGUUAUCUUCUGUAGACAUGGACAACAGAACCCCCGUAGUUCCUGAAGUUAAUGGAGAUGUUUUAAAACUAACAGAGGCAGAAAUUGACAACAUGAAAUAUUCAUAUUCAAUAUUGAUUGCAAGAAUUUUGAGUACGUUGGAUCAAUUUAAAUGGAUGUCAACAGUAGUACCAGUACACAUAAACCAUGGCUAUAGUGCUGGAAUGUCCCAAAAAAGCCAAGUGUUCCAGUUACCGAUCCAACACAAAAAUGAGGCCAAAUAUGAAGAUAUUCUUGAUAUCAUGGAUUCUUAUGAGAAAUUGCUGCAAAAAACAUUUCAGGAAUCCCAUGGAACAGUUGAAUUGUUAGAUGAAUUUGGAGUUAUUGCAUCUGGUGACCAACUGACCAAAGUCAGAUUUGAAGGCGCAAAAAGACUACGUCUCAUGUCUCCAACAACAUCGGGAAGACUUGAUCAUUUGAGACCAGUUGUUAUUGAGCUGUGGCAUCUUAAACAAGAUUACUUAGAAAAAACUUUUAAAGCACUUUACAAGAUGGAUUCCAUGGACAAGUUCGGUACCUUGGCAUUUUGUAGAAACAAUUUAAAGAAGACUGACGUUAAUGGCAAGGUCAAGGGUCAUUUCAAUUCCCACAGCGAAUUUUUCAAACUUAUAGUAAGGGAGCUUAUUCGAGAACAGGCAUUUGAACUCUUUAACCUUGAUAUCGAAAACACUGCAGCAUAUCCACAAAAUAUCAGCAAGGCAAGCAGACUUAACAAAGAAAACAAAAUGAUGGAAUUAUCAGGUCAAAUACUUCAUAAAUUUGAUGUUAUGCGUACCGGGGUGCCUUCAGAAAGCAAUGACGAAUUAUUCAAUUACAGUACAAAUUUAACAAUUAGGGGAUUACACUACCUACAAAUGGAGGACACUGUUAAAGAAGGUGACAUUUCUAGAAUCAUUCCAAACCUGAAAGUGUGCAUCCCAAUUUUUUAUGCACAUUCUUGCCUUUCAAAAUACUUAUUUGAAUGUAUCGAUUACAUUACUAAAGUAACCUGUUUUCUUUCUCCUUUGGAAAAACUUAGAGUGUUGGAAGGCAGUAUGGUGAAUUAAGAGGUGGACCUGGCAAUAACAUCGAGGCUGACUUGGUACAGGAGCAUUCUGUAAGGAAUCAAAAAGAGUUGAUCAGGGGUCUGGGCGCCAAUAAAGCUGAAACAGCUAUUUCUGCUGUUACUGCAGCAGCACCAGUAAUUUCACAAAUAUGCAGGAAUUUUGAUGCUGAACACAACAUUGCAAAAAAAGCUUCAAGACAUAGUAGAAUUAUUUCUACAGAGGAUAUCAAAGUAAUCAGUGAAAGUUUGAGAAAAAUGAGACCAUUCUCAAAUACUAAUGGUAGAAAAUGUUCUUUCCCUAAUUUACCAUGUCAGCCUUCUGCUAAUGUAGAUAAGAUCAAAAUGGACAUUGACUUAGAUGUGAUGCUAGGUAGGGUGGGCAGAGGAUACAUAUCUGUAGUAAACGAGGAAGAUGAAAAUCGAACAGCAGACAUUGGUACUACUGAUGAUGAAGGGGAUGAUGAGGAAAUUCCAGAUAUUCCUCUUUGAUUCAGAUAUUGAACCAGACUAAGAGUGUACAUGAUGUUGUACCACAAGGGUUCCAGAGUUUUGUUUAUACAGGACAUUUGAACCUCAUACAAGUAUGUUGAGAGAAGUUCAGAACAAGCUAUUAUGUUUGAAGAGGAGUUGUCAGCACGUCAUCUUUGAAUAAAGUCAGUUGUAUUAGAAGUGAAGCAUAAACAGAAAUGAGACAUUUAACAAAUAAUUCAAAGACUACAUGGAUUAUUUCUGGACUAGCAUUUGUAUGACCCAAUGGUAUUUUUCAUAUGAAGACUUACAAGGCAAAUAAUUGGCUGUGGCAAACAUGUGUAUAUAUUUGACAUGUUUAAAGACUUGAAGAACUUGUUCUGCCUCCUUCAGAUUUCAGUAGAAUUGGUUUAAGACAGUAAAUUCUGAGUAUGAAUUGGAAAAUUUUUGCUCAUUUCUUAUUUUCUUUCUUGAAACUUAUUACAAAAUAAAUUCUUAUAUACUAAUUCUUGAAAUUUACAAGUUUAUUUU